CGCCACCGGGAGAAAGGAACCGGUGACAGCUUGGUUCCUGCGCGGAUGCUGGGGCUGUAGGCGUCGCGCUUUCGGCUCGUUGCGGCUCACAGGGAGGAGGACGCCCGGGCUCGCUUAUCCCUCCGCUGCCUCCGCCACUGCCAUGAUUCCAGUGUCGCUGGUGGUAGUGGUGGUGGGCGGCUGGACUGCCGUCUACCUGACCGACUUGGUACUGAAGUCAUCUGUGUAUUUUAAACAUUCCUAUGAAGACUGGCUGGAAAACAACGGACUGAGCAUCUCCCCUUUUCACAUAAGAUGGCAAACUGCUGUUUUCAAUCGUGCCUUUUACAGUUGGGGACGGCGGAAAGCAAGGAUGCUUUACCAGUGGUUCAAUUUUGGAAUGGUGUUUGGUGUAAUUGCCAUGUUCAGCUCUUUUUUCCUCCUCGGGAAAACACUGAUGCAGACUUUGGCGCAAAUGAUGGCUGACUCUCCCUCUUCUGCUGCUUCUUCCUCUUCCUCUUCUUCUUCCUCCUCUUCUUCUGCUUCUUCCUCUUCGUCAUCUUCCUCUUCAUCCUCUUCCUCCUCCUCCUCACUUCACAAUGAGCAAGUGCUCCAAGUUGUGGUUCCCGGUAUAAAUUUACCUGUCAACCAACUGACCUAUUUCUUCGCUGCAGUUCUCAUUAGUGGUGUUGUACAUGAAAUUGGACAUGGGAUAGCCGCUAUUAGGGAACAAGUUCGAUUUAAUGGCUUUGGGAUUUUUCUCUUCGUUAUUUAUCCUGGAGCAUUUGUUGAUCUGUUCACUACUCAUUUGCAACUUAUCUCACCAGUCCAGCAACUAAGGAUAUUCUGUGCAGGUAUCUGGCAUAAUUUCGUCCUUGCACUCCUUGGUAUUUUAGCUCUUGUGCUCCUCCCUGUAAUUCUCUUGCCAUUUUACUACACUGGAGUCGGGGUGCUUAUCACGGAAGUUGCUGAGGACUCACCUGCCGUUGGACCCAGAGGCCUUUUUGUGGGAGACCUUGUCACCCAUCUACAGGAUUGUCCUGUUACUAAUGUACAAGAUUGGAAUGAAUGUCUAGAUACCAUCGCCUAUGAGCCCCAAAUUGGUUACUGUAUUAGUGCAUCAACCUUACAGCAGUUAAGCUUCCCAGUUAGAGCAUACAAACGGCUAGAUGGUUCAACCGAAUGCUGUAACAAUCACAGCCUCACGGAUGUGUGCUUUUCCUACAGAAAUAACUUUAAUAAGCGUUUGCACACAUGCUUACCUGCCCGGAAAGCAGUUGAAGCCACGCAAGUUUGUAGAACCAAUAAAGAUUGUAAAAAAAGUUCAAGUUCAAGUUUCUGUAUAAUACCUUCUUUGGAAACUCAUACUCGCUUAAUAAAAGUGAAACAUCCACCUCAAAUUGAUAUGUUGUAUGUAGGCCAUCCACUGCACCUUCACUACACAGUGAGCAUCACCAGUUUUAUUCCACGUUUCAACUUUCUAAGCAUAGAUCUGCCUGUGGUUGUGGAGACAUUUGUCAAGUACCUGAUUUCUCUCUCAGGAGCUCUGGCUAUUGUUAAUGCAGUGCCCUGCUUUGCCUUGGAUGGUCAGUGGAUUUUAAACUCUUUCCUAGAUGCUACCCUUACCUCAGUGAUUGGAGACAAUGAUAUCAAAGAUCUGAUAGGAUUUUUCAUCUUGCUUGGUGGUAGUGUACUUCUGGCUGCCAACGUGACCCUGGGACUCUGGAUGGUUACAGCACGAUUUUCAAGCUUUAAUUCCUCUCUCUGUGGAUUGUUUAAUAUUAGUCUUUAAAGGUUAAAAAGAAAACUGUCUUUGGAAUAGAUGUCCAAACUUUAAAGACCAGUUCAAGUUACAGUGCCCUAUGGAACCUUCCCUCAUCACCUCCAAGAUAAGUUAUUUUGUAUCACCCCUACACUUAGCUAAGUGGCUCUUUCAUACAUUACAUCUUUGAACUCUCCCAAUAACCUCACAGUCAUUUUCUUUGCCUUAUAGAUUAGGACACUUAAUGAACUUAAAUGACUUGGCUAGGCUCACACAGUCAGUCAGUAGAAAUGUAAGGAUGAGAACUCAGGUUCUUUUAGUUCCAACUCUUGUGUUUUUUGUUACACCAUAAUUUGAUAUUUCUCCUCAAGUGUUGUUUUUAACUGUGGUAAGACAUACAUAACAAAAUUUGCCAUUUUAGUUGUACAGCAUUAAAUACAUUCAUAUUGUUAUGCAACCAUCACUACUGUCCAUCUCCAGAACUCUUCAUCUUGAAAAACUGAAACUCCAUACCCAUUAAGCAAUAAUUCCCAUUCCCCCCUCUCCGCAGCCCCUGAAAUACUACCAUUUUACUUUGUGUCUCUGUGAAUUUGACUACUGUGGCUACCUCGUAUGAGUGGAAUCAUAAAGUAUUUGGCUUUUUGUGACUGUCUUAUUUUACUUAGCCUAGUGUCCUCGAGGCUUAUCCAUUUGUAGCAUGUGUUUUAUAAAUAUCUGUACUCAUGGCAUUUACCUAUGAUCUCCUGUGUCCUAUUUCAUUUCCUGGUUUAUAAAGUCCUUGAGGGCUGUGACUCUUUGUUUCCCCUUGGUAUGGCCACCAUCAUAGGGCCUAGGUCAUAAUGGUAGUCAAUGAGCUCUCUUGAGCAGAUGGCUAAAGCCAUUCUAUAAGGUAGAAAAUGAGCCUCCUUCUUAUAUGGUACAUUCCAAUUUCACACCUACCCUCAGCUACUGGAGCCAAGAAGACGGAUGAGCAGAACUGUUCUCUCUACUAUUACAGUGGAAGGCCAGACAUAACAUUAAAAAAUUCCCCAGGUUUGGAAGGAUGGCACAGGAAUUUUACUCAUGGAUUUUUAGCUCCCUGCUUACUGUAAAAAUCAUAUAUGCAGUAGUCUUUAAAAAGAGGAAAAAAUCUUGUAGUCCUAUGAAUGAAAGUUUGGUAAUGUUUGUUUUCUCCCCUGAGAAAAAUAAAAGUGGCUUGCCACAUUCUGGUAAGAAUGAACUCUUUGGAUGAUUGGUCAUCAAUCCUUGAUGUCAUCGGAGUGGAGUGUGCUGGGGAUACAUUUGCCUUUGCCAUGCUAUUUGAUUAUUACAUAGUUCCUAUACAUAUUAAAGGAUAAAAAGAGGAGAAAUGGAGUAAGAAAUAUUUUGAGUCCAAGUUUUAGUUCUUCCACCUACUCGUGACUUCAAGGAGGGGAAGACUUUGCAGUCCCUUCUCACUAGUACACCCAUGCCUUCACCCAUGUGGAGUAACAGAACUUCAAGGGCCAACCUGGCCUCGGAGACCAGAGAGGCUGUAGUCUUGUCAGGAGCAGCCCCAAGAAACUCGAAGGCCUUCAUCCCUUUGUCUAACAGAAGAUGCUGCGGGACCACAUGCCACCAGUCCUACUCCUGAAGCAGACCUCUCAAGGGGGAUGUCCAAAAAGCAGAGGCCACCUGCUCCUUAGGAAGAAAGGCUCUGCCCCAACCAGCCUAACUCUUCUUCAAGAAAGGGUACCAAGAAGAGACACAGCCUGAAGCAUUCACCCAUGUGUUUCUGAGCCAGGAUCUCUACCACACUUCAGACACUGGAGGCAUAAAAUAAUUAGAUUCAACCUGAAAAGUAAAGUUGUUCAGUACACUAAAUGACUUCCCUCUGGGUGUCUGCAAAAACACAAGUUUUGAACAUGCAGGCUCUGUGGAGAUCAGACAACACACACUAUCUCAAAGGAUCUUCCUUCCUUUUUUUUAAAUUUUCAAAUCAAAAUGGGAAGUACAGGGGCACCUGGGUGGCUCAGUCGGUUAAGCUUCAGCCUUUGGCUCAGGUCCUGGUUUUGAGCCCCACAUCGGUCUCCCUGUUCAGUGGGGAGUCUGCUUCUCCCUCUCCCUCUGCCCCAACACCCCUACUUGUGCUCUCACACACUCUGCUCUCUCUCUCAAAUAAAUAAAUAAAUAAAUAAUCUUAAAAAAAAAAAUCUGCCCGAGCCAAGAGAUAAGCCAGAAAGAAGAACACAGCUAGAAAGUUUGAGGUCAAAAUGGAGGCAGCCAAAGUCUUUCAUUUUCUAUUGUGUCGUAUAAUCCAUGUUUCCAACUGUGUCCUGCUACAAGGAAAACAAAUUCUUAUUGAAUUUAUACAAAUAUAUAUUGCCAUAAAAAUAUAGAAACACUCGAGGAGCCUGGCUAGCUCAGUCAGUGGAGCAUGUGAACCUUGAUCUCAGGGUUGUGAGUUUAAGCCCCAUGUUGGGUACAGAGAUUACUUUAAAAAUAAAAUCUUUUUUAAAGUUUAAAGUCUAAAAAAAAAAUAACACUGACAGUUUCUGAAUUCUGGGAUCAUGUAGGGACAAAAGAUAAAUGUUUCAAUCUGUUCACAAAAGUACAUUUUAUCAAGUUGUUAUAUAUCAAUAAGCUUAAGAGUACUUUUUUUAAAAUCUGGAAAAACAAAGCAUUUUUUUAAAAGCUCAGCAAUGUUUUAAACAAAGUCAUAAAAAUUGUAAUUACCCUCCUCAGUUCAUGUGGUUCCAUGUUAGUACUUUUUGUUCUACUUAAAUCCAGUUUUCCCUGUUUUAGAAAUUCUUACUCAUUCAGUUUUAGGAUCUUAAGGUUAUCAGAAACCUAUACCCAGAGGUUUUCUAUGAGUAUUUUUGAAUAUGAAACACAUUUGUAACAGCAUCAGAGUAAAGUACCUGUAAAAGAACAUUUCAAGUUAAUUACAUAUCAGGACGUCAGAUUUUUGGCAUUUCAUACCAUUUUUAGAACACUCAUCUUAAUAACACAUCUACUCAAAGUCUAAGAGGGUUUAGUACCACUUUUUUGAAUUUGCUCCUUAUGUGAUUUAACAUAUCAAAUAAGUCUAAUUAGUUUAAUGUCUCACAAAAACUUUAAAAUGUUCCAUGGGUCCAUUUUAAUACCACAGAUCAUGGCCAAAAGACUUUAUUUUAGAAUUUUGAUUUUGUGGGGUGCCUGGGUGGCUCAGUUAGGUGUCCGCCUUCGGCCCAGGUUAUGAUCCCAGGGUCCUGGGAUUGAGCCCCAAGUCCGGCUCCCUGCUUAGUGGGGGAUCUGCUUUUCCCUCUCCCUCUGCCUCUCCCUGCCUCUCAUGUGUUCUCUCUCUCACAAAUAAAUCUUUUUUUAAAAAAAGAAUUUGAUUUUGCGAAGUAUGUUAAAAAUAUUAAAGGGUUCGAACAUGUGAUUAAAUAAAAUCACAAAUUAUUACAAAAUGGUAUUUAUCCAUUUAACCAAAGUGACAAUAAAAUAUAUUAAAGGCAAAUAGAGAAGGUUAUAUAAUAGUAAACAAAAUUUAGCUU
This is a messenger RNA of Mustela lutreola (European mink), 5238 nucleotides long. RefSeq names its product membrane bound transcription factor peptidase, site 2 (gene MBTPS2). Gene Ontology annotation, molecular function: metalloendopeptidase activity; protein binding. The coding region runs from base 143 to 1771 and encodes 542 amino acids. The record is from RefSeq and is a predicted model, not a curated record. Gene Ontology annotation, biological process: membrane protein intracellular domain proteolysis; regulation of response to endoplasmic reticulum stress. Gene Ontology annotation, cellular component: membrane; cytoplasm. The transcript has 13 exons. Lineage: Eukaryota; Metazoa; Chordata; Mammalia; Carnivora; Mustelidae.